UAUUAUUAAAUGCAACUAACACAUAACUUAAUUCGUUGAUUAUUUAUAUUUAAUUUUGAACUUAAUAAAGUCUAAUAGCGAACCGGACGAGAAGUGUAGGAAGUUCAACUGUAUAAUCAAGUGGAGGCGAGGCCCUUCGGAUCCGCCACAUUUCACUCAUCAUGGUUCAAAUUGCAAGACACAUCGACAGCUGUCAAAGGCCUCUCUCUCUAAAAAGAACCGCUCCUUUCAUCGUCCCUGCAUUUCCAUCUUUCCUUUUCUCUCUCCUCCUUCGCAUUUCUCCCUAGAUCGAAGCUUCAUCCAUGGCGGCUACUUCAGCUCGCGAAGAGAAUGUUUACAUGGCGAAGCUGGCCGAGCAAGCCGAGCGCUACGAGGAGAUGGUUCAAUUCAUGGAAAAAGUGACCGCCGAAGCCGAGGAGCUGACCGUGGAGGAGCGCAAUCUCCUCUCUGUUGCCUACAAGAACGUGAUCGGCGCGCGCCGAGCCUCUUGGCGCAUCAUCUCCUCCAUUGAGCAGAAGGAGGAGAGCCGUGGCAACGAGGACCACGUCGCUACCAUCCGUGGCUACAGAUCCAAGAUCGAGUCCGAGCUGUCCUCCAUCUGCGACGGUAUUCUUCGCCUGCUGGAUUCGCGGCUUAUCCCUUCGGCUACGUCCGGUGACUCGAAGGUGUUUUAUUUGAAGAUGAAGGGCGAUUAUCAUCGCUAUCUGGCUGAGUUCAAGACCGGAGCCGAGAGGAAAGAGGCGGCGGAGAGCACUCUCGCAGCUUAUAAAUCGGCGCAGGAUAUUGCAACAGUGGAAUUGGCUCCAACCCAUCCUAUUCGCCUGGGACUUGCACUUAACUUCUCUGUCUUUUACUAUGAGAUUCUGAAUUCCCCGGAUCGUGCUUGUAAUCUUGCUAAACAGGCUUUUGAUGAAGCCAUUGCUGAGUUGGAUACCCUGGGAGAGGAGUCUUACAAGGACAGCACUUUGAUAAUGCAGCUUCUUCGUGAUAACCUGACUUUGUGGACUUCAGAUAUGCAGGUCAUUAUUAUCUUCUAUUUGAAUUGGUAUGGUUGUCAUCUUUCUCACUGUAGGUUUACUUAUGGGAUGUAUUUUGUUGGUUCUGAUUCAGGAUGAUGGUGGUGAUGAGAUCAAAGAAGCACCCAAACAUGAUGAGGAAUAGUGAAGUUCCGGUCAUAUAGGAUUAGUGUCUCCUUUUCCCUUUUUUUUUUCUCUCCUUUUUUCCUUUUUUUUUUUAAUGGUUUGUUUUUCAAUUGGAAAAGGUGUUUGGUACUGGUUCUCCAGGGUUAUAGUUGUUAGGAGUUCCAGCCAUGAUUUGCAAACCGUUGGAAGUAUCAUUCACUGCUAGUCUGCUAUUUUCGGGCUUUUAUUGAUGUCUUUCUGAUGUUUUCACUCUUAGAGAAUUUGAAGGUUAAUGUUUGUGUCGAGCCCCAGUGGCUUUUCUGUUUGUUGAUGGUUUAACUGGUACAUUGUCUUUUAUGUUGGUGCAUUUGAUUAAGGAUAUUAUUCAGAAA
This is a messenger RNA of Vitis vinifera (wine grape), 1513 nucleotides long. RefSeq names its product 14-3-3-like protein. Gene Ontology annotation, biological process: signal transduction. The transcript is spliced from 3 exons. Bases 303 to 1115 code for a protein of 270 amino acids. Gene Ontology annotation, cellular component: cytoplasm. The record is from RefSeq and is a predicted model, not a curated record. NCBI's taxonomy places the organism in Eukaryota, Viridiplantae, Streptophyta, Magnoliopsida, Vitales, Vitaceae.